UUUAUUAUUUUCUUGUAUUAUUUUUAGUUAUUUUCUGUUAUUAUAGUAUUUUACUGUAUCAAUUUUUUAGUGUUUUUUAUUAUUUUUAUUGGGUUGCUAGGAGACCAAGUGGGCGGAGCUUAGCCUUCUAACUGGCAGCAAUUGGAUAAAAACAAUUAUUCCUCUCCCUCUAAUUAGGACGUUAUUAUUCUUUUCUUUUUGUUGUAUCAACCUAGAGGCGUGGAUGAUGGGUUGUGUUGUCAAAUUUCGAGGUUGGGGGGCCUGUAGUUUUGUUGUUUUGUGGGUUGCCGUGAUGCCAUCACUCAUAUUAUAUAUAAUUUGUUUACAUUUGCUCCCAAAAUUAUGUAUACAUAAUUUUGGAAGAAAUACCAAACAAAUCCAGAAAUAUAAGUUGCUAUGGGUCUAUAAAUUUGCAUAAAAAUGUCAAUUUCCCCUAUUAAAGGUGUAUACUGGGACAGCUUUGUAUCAAUAAUAGCAAUGGGUUGCUAAUGCGCAUGCGUUAAAAAGUGUCUGGUUCCCUCUGCAAUGACUGGGAAAAGCCUUCUCUUUCUCCUUCCCUUACAAAGAUGGCUGCCAAAUUUCGCUGCCACUACUAAAAUGGCCUCCUACUUCAGGGGCGGGAUUUGUGAGCGAGAGAUGGGCCCCGCCUAUGUCCUUCAUUCCCAUUGGCUAGGAUGCACAGGAGGCAGCCAAUGGGGUUGCAGGGCGCGCUGGUUGCUUCUGGGUUGUUUUGAAGGAGGAAGAACUGAAGAAAAAGGAGCCAAGGAGGAGUCCGGCAAUGCUGGAGAGAGAAGAAAAAGAAGGGCGAGGAGGGGCCAAAAUGACCCUCUCUGUCCUCCUGGCGGGAAGAUCGAAGAAGCAGCGACAUGGGCGUCGAAAUGGACAGCGACUGCAGGAAAAAGCCCUGCGUGUCUUGAGUUGCCAUCAGAACCUGGACGAACUCCUCCGUGAAGUGGGAAGUUCUGUAUGUAAAGAAGUAUUAUUAAUUCCUGAUAAUUCAGGCCGAGAAUCCUCAGAACUGCUUCUGGUCUCUGCUUUGCAGGAUCAAGCCACUGCCUUGGGUUUGCCGGUGGGGAUCCUCUCGGCCAGAACGGCUGCAAGGAACCUGGAGAAGAUCUCUGCGGAGUCUGGUCAGGCCACGCUGCUGAAAGGAGAGCCAAGAGAAAAGUUGUCUUGCCUGCUGAACACUUUGAAGGAUCUGGCCUCCCAGAAUGCUUUCAGCCCAUCAUUGUUUGCUCAAGAAAUGUGGAAAAUGCAGAGCCCACUCACCCUGGACAUGGCAUGGCACCUCCACAGAGAAGGCCUCUUGAGCCUGGACGAGCUGCUGGAAAAUAAUCCAGACACGUCUGCGUUGGUGGAUUGGCUGUGCCGUGGUCUUUGCCUUUUGUGCAGCGAAACAGAAAGCUCUUCCUUGGACUCAGAGCACCUGGGGAGCCUCCUGACAGGCCUGGCAUCUGUCUUCCUUCGUCACGGAUUUCCGAAGACGUCUGAGCCAGGAAAGAAGUCGCCAAGGCUGUCCAAAAUUUACUGUGCUGUCCUUGGGAGGAUGCUGGCAUGGCUGCUUGAUUCUGUGGCCAAAGAGAAGCAGGAAGGCUCUUCUUCCCUGAAGGCUGCAAAAAGCUGAUAACCAAUGAAGAAAUAGAGGAUGAUCUCACAUCCAAAGAGGAGAAAGAUGAUUCCAGGCUGAAGGAGGAAAGUGACCGAAAGAACGAAGAGAGUCUGGAAAAUGACCAGCAAAAAGGAGGAGCAGAGACCAAACAACUGGACCAAACGGUAAAUGCCCCAGGAUGCUGUGUUUGAUGUCAUUUAAUAGAUUUGUUUAAUCAUUUUAUUGCUUUUAACUACUGUAUAUAUUUAAA
Molecule: messenger RNA, 1859 nt
Organism: Anolis carolinensis (green anole)
Lineage: Eukaryota; Metazoa; Chordata; Lepidosauria; Squamata; Anolidae
Product: Fanconi anemia group A protein
Exons: 11
Coding region: 779-1624 (281 amino acids)
Biological process (GO): regulation of regulatory T cell differentiation; interstrand cross-link repair
Cellular component (GO): Fanconi anaemia nuclear complex
Source: RefSeq, a predicted model, not a curated record